GGGAGUUGAACACGUAAGAAAGCUUGACAUGUCGAGAGGAGACGCGGCUGCUGCGGAUCGUGUGUCCCGUUAACGCCUUUAGUUUGGAUCCGGAGGACAAUCACACGAUAGAAGCACAAUGAUGUGUGCAGCUGGAAUCAUCAUCACACUUGCUCCUGUCUUCAUCUUUAUGGCGUCCUGUGGAGCUGUUGGACCUCCGUGGGUGAGUGGUGUGGUAGAGGAGAAGCAGACGGCGCAGCUUGGUCGUAACGUCCGUCUGCAAUGCCCCGUCAAAGGAAACCCUUCGCCCCUGCUUCUCUGGAUCAAAGACGGACGUAACGUCAACGCUGGCUGGAGUCGAUACCGUGUCCUGCCCCACGGUCUUAAGAUCAAGAACGUGGAAGCCAAAGACGCAGGAGUGUACGUGUGCCAAGCAGCCAAUGGCUUCGGGAGCGUGUCCGUCAACUUCACCCUCACCGUAAUGGACAAUGCAGAGGCUCCGACCAAACCUCCUCCGAUCUCAGAGGAACCCUGCCUCAAUGCAGCACCGGUGGAUCAUGCCGGUCAACCAUGUGUAAAACCACGCUUCAGUCAGCCCAUGAAGAUGCGCAGGCGUUUUCGGGAGCAGCCCGUAGGCAGCUCGGUGAGGCUAAACUGCGUGGCAACAGGAAACCCUCCGCCGUGCAUCACUUGGUGGAAGGAUCAGAAGGAGCUUCCCGCUCCCGUCCGGGCCAAACGACCACAGUGGACCCUCACUCUGAAGAACCUGCAGCCACAGGACAGCGCCCGCUACACCUGCCGUGUCUUUAACGCUGCCGGGCACAUCAACGCCACCUACACGGUGGAGGUUAUCGAGCGUACAAACUCCAAGCCUAUGCUGACUGGAAACCACCCUCUGAACACCACGGUGGAGCUCGGAGGCACAGCCUUGUUCCAGUGUAAAGUCCACAGUGACGUAAUACCUGUGAUCCAGUGGCUGAAGCGGCUUGAGCCUGGUACAGAGCAGCGCUACAAUGCCACACUUGAGAUCGGGGGUCAUCACUUUAUGGUCCUGCCCACCAAAGAUACUUGGCCUCGGCCUGACGGCUCAUACCUCAACAAACUGGCCAUCAUCAAAGCCAAAGAUGAGGAUGCAGGCAUGUACAUCUGCCUCGGAGCAAACUCUAUGGGCUACAACCUUCGCAGUGCCUACCUCACUGUUCUCUCAGAUCCCCAGGAGAAGCCGGUCUCCCCAGCCCACCUGAGUUCUGGUCUUCCAUGGCCUCUGAUCAUUGGCAUCCCCGCGGCAGCUCUGCUCAUGGUUGGUACAAUCGUGUUGUGGUUGUGCCAUAGUCGCCUCCGUCACGGCCCCCUACCCCCUCGCUCUGCACCCUACCGAGAGCGCCACGGCAUCGAUAAAGAUCCAAACCUCCACAGCAAUGGCAGCACCCCUGACUUCCCAACCCACAGACUUAUGGGAAUUGGAUCCCCGGGCUUUGGAGGGCCUACAAAGACUUACUCCAAGGUUUACACAGACAUGCACACUCACACCCAUACCCACACACACUCACAUGCUCAUGUGGAGGGGAAAGUGCACCAGCAUUUCCACUACCAGCGCUAACAGGCUAAGCUCUGCCUCAAAUGUUAAGCUAACAAAGCUAAUGCUGCUAGCCUGCUUCACAUGGACAGUGGGUCUUCUGUUUUGGUCAGGAAGCUGGAUCUGAACUGCGUUACCCUCAAGCACUGAGAAACAAUGUUCUGGUGUACUGCAUUCACCUUGAAAACUCUCAGGGCAGGAAGAAACUUGGUUAAGGUUUCCAUGUAAAACCCCGAAACAGUGUGUUACUCUAUCAGUAAGGUUGUGUUUUCCAAAGAGAAUUGCUUAAGCCAGGAAUCUUGAAAGAACCCUUGAGGAACCAUUGUACUAACUGGGCAAGUAUGUGGUAUAAACUUUAAAAUAUUUUAAUUAUUUUGACUUGAUACUUACAGUAGAAUGCAUUCAGAAUAUUUCAUUCUAGGUCAAUUUCAGGAAAAGGGGUUCUUGGAUGGGUUCAGUGAGUAAGGAAAUGUUCUUAAGUCCCCGUCUUAAGAACUUUUACAGCGUUAGCAGACACCCUUAUAACAUUUUUAUUUUAUUUUAUAAAAAAAAAGCAAUUUAGGAUAAAGGGCCUUGCUCAGGGGCCCAGCAGUGGCACCAUAGUGGACCUGGGAUUCCAAUCUCACAAGCUUCCGAUCUGGAGUCCAACACCUUAACCAUUAGUCUACCACAUCUCUUAAAACCAUAUCUGAUUAGCCAGUUAGAACUAAGUACCAAAUCUCUUAUGCCCCUUUUCCACCGAGGCAGUUUGAUUGCUGGUUCGGAGCCUAAUUUAGAACCAGUUCUUUCUUUUUCGACAGCCAAAGCGCCGGCUCUGAACCAGGAAAAGUGGUUCUUAAGUAGUACCAAAACGAUGCUGGUCGAGACUUAAGAACCGCUUGUGUCAGGGGCUGUGGGCGGGGCUGUGGGCGGGGCUACUGUUAGAUAAUGUACCUUAAGUAUAGUAAUGUUUAAUACACUUUUACUUUACCGCGAUAUGAUCAAUUAUCAGCACACAUGAUAGUAAGUAGCUACAUGCUAAGGCUAACUUUUUUCUGUGUUAAUGAUAAAAUAACGUUAUGUACUUUCUCGAUAACAACCUCCGUUUAUACAGAUUACAUGGAGCUGCACGUACACGUUGGAUUCGCCGUGUUUGGGUGUUAAUGUAGGUUCACAAAGCAUUAACUCACAAAGCACAUGAGCAUUAACAGUAAAGCAACAUCCGCCAUUGUUGUUGAUGUGUUUGUGUUUGCCGCUGCUGCGCUAACGUCGCUGUGUAACGUGACACGUAUACAGUGACAUCAGACUCGGCUCUGUGGCGGCUCUCUAACCGAUGGAAAGGCAAACCAGCACCAGCGCUAGCUCUGAACCAGCACCCGGUUCUUUUUGGUGGAAAAGGGGUAUUAGAAAAAAUGUUUCUUAUGGGUCCAAUAUUUUAUUAUAUAUUUUUUUUUUACCUACUAAAGGUGUUGUACCUGGAAAACCUUCUGUGAUAGAGAGACACUUUGUUUUAGUGUUUUACAUGGAAUUCUCAAAGGUUCCUCUAGAACCUCUAGAACCUCAAACGAAAGUCCUUUACAGAUACACAGUAUACAUAAAAAAUAACACCUACAGUACAAAGUAAAAUCUGACAUACACACAUCUCCUUAUCCCUAACCCCAAACACACACACUACCAUGUUCAGUGUCACAGCUAUAAUUUGAAUCAACCCACGUUGAUCAAAUCAACGUUGAUAGACGGUAUAGAGGAGAGACGACUAAUGCAUAGCAAACAGAUGGACUACGGUUAGUAUACAACCACAAUACUCAGCACGGUAUUGGGAUAUGUGAGUGUCUAUGAAAAGCUAAUGAGGGUGAGCAGUUCUGUUUACAGAGUGGACUUUUAUUUGAAUAGGAGUGUAUUAGAAACCCAUACUGUGGACCUUUUUUUGCAAUUUCCUGUUGUUUGCUUUUAAAUCUGAAGACUGAAUGGCUGGAAAAGAAAGAAAAACAGAACGGGAGAUUUUUUUUUUUUUUUUUUUUUUAUAUAUAAAGUUGCUUCUUCUUUUGUUUGUUUUUCUGUUCUGAUCUGUUUUUUUUUUUUUUUAAUAUGUAUUUGUCCGAUUACAUGCAGUAUUAAUAUUGUUUAUCCUGUCCAUAUUAUGCAAAAAUCUGAGAAUAAUCUCAAAGCCAUACAAUACAUUUACUUGCAAUAUUUGCAAAGUUUGUUUAGUUGUUUUUUUAAGAUAAAAUUACUCUUUUUGACAAUCUAGCGGUGAGACAAUCGUGUAUAUGUGGUAAAACGUUGAGAUAAACGAACUCUUCCUUUGCUCUAUAAAAUUCCCUUCAAAGAGCGUAACUAUUGCGAAUACUGCUGCACGGAUACUGCGGUGCUGAUGUGAGCAUAUUUUAAUGAUAUUUUUGUAAUAAACAAAUUAUUUUAGUCUG
Molecule: messenger RNA, 3960 nt
Organism: Tachysurus vachellii
Lineage: Eukaryota; Metazoa; Chordata; Actinopteri; Siluriformes; Bagridae
Gene: fgfrl1b
Product: fibroblast growth factor receptor like 1b
Exons: 7
Coding region: 119-1579 (486 amino acids)
Cellular component (GO): plasma membrane
Molecular function (GO): fibroblast growth factor receptor activity; fibroblast growth factor binding
Source: RefSeq, a predicted model, not a curated record